Messenger RNA from Ylistrum balloti, 801 nucleotides. RefSeq lists its product as uncharacterized. Lineage: Eukaryota; Metazoa; Mollusca; Bivalvia; Pectinida; Pectinidae. The record is from RefSeq and is a predicted model, not a curated record. The transcript is spliced from 4 exons. The coding region runs from base 1 to 801 and encodes 266 amino acids.
AUGGCCCGCCAUCUUACCAUGAAAAAAAGCAUUUUCCAAAAGCUAGAUUUGACCGACGCGAACCUCGCUUGGGAACUUGUCGGAAGUGAAGUGGUCAGGCUGUUUGCAGGUGAGCACCUCAUUCCGAUUCCAACUUUCAGCAGCAAACGUUCCCCGUGUGCCCCUGGAUUUGUAGCACUUCGGAAGGAACGGACGUUUAGAGAAUGGAUGUUCAGACGGCCCCAGAAUUUCCUCUUGACAGAAUUUCUUUGGGAUUUCCAUCCUGCGUGGGACGACAAACAACGUAUUCUCCACUCCAGCUCAAAACUGGAAGAUACCGAGGCCAGCUUUGUGUACGAAAGAUCUCUAACGAGUAAGGGCAAAAGUAAGACAGUCCGUGUAGUGCUGAACGGCAAAGAAAAAUCCUCUCUGGAUGAGAUGCCGGGGGAGAUGACCAUUGACCUUGAGAAUUUUGAGGACUCGUAUUUCGAUGAUCUCGACAUAUUUCUGGUAGACACAGUGUAUUCCUGUGACUCUGGUUUCCUUGAGGUAACGAUAGAUGACGACAUAGCCAAGAUAGAAUUCUCAGCGAGGUUUCCGAUAGGAUUUAAACUCCUCAAACUUGAUACUGGCUAUGGCUCGUUCCCGCGAAAAAUCAGAAGCAUUAAACCGGUCAACGCUGGGAAAUGGAAAGGCUUGUGGCUGGACCGAUCUCAUUACAAACAUGCUCUUCACCAGAUCAUGCCUAAUCAGAACAAAUAUGGAGGCGCUGCAGGCGAUGUCUUAGGUAUGCAUAACACUCCUUUCAAUCUUAACGAUUAG